Leishmania braziliensis MHOM/BR/75/M2904 is the source of this 762-nucleotide messenger RNA. RefSeq lists its product as hypothetical. The record is from RefSeq and is a predicted model, not a curated record. Lineage: Eukaryota; Euglenozoa; Kinetoplastea; Trypanosomatida; Trypanosomatidae. The coding region runs from base 1 to 762 and encodes 253 amino acids. The transcript has a single exon.
AUGAGCGAUGCGAGUUGCCACGCACCGACGUACACGGGUGCCAAGAGAGCUUUCCAUGGCGACCCACCGUUGGUGGAGUUGGCUCACCCAGAUCGCAUCGCUGCCGCAUUUCGGGCCAUGAACAGCGGUGAUCAAAGGGCGUUGCAGGGUGAGUCAAGCACACCCGUGAUCACACCCACCUCUCUAGAGCUCGCAGGGGAGUGCAGGGUCGUCCGCGAGAAGAAGAUGGAGAUGGUGAAGGCGGUUAUGCCGACAGCAGAGAUGGUAGAAAACCUGACGAGCUGCAUGUCCCUGGAGAACGUGUCCAACAACGACCUCCACGAGGACCCGACUGUCUUUCUUUCCGGAGGGUUGACGAGCAGCAAGCACAGUCAGACCAGCGGCCGCGGCUCACUCAACGUAACGACUACACGCUGGACGCAGAGAAGCGAACGCAACACCGGCAGCCACAGUCUGACACUGCCGAACAGCAGCGAGAGUAUGAAGGGCAGCCGCGAUGACUCGAGUGGCACGGCACAGACCAUCUCGUCUGGCGACUGCGGGGUCUCGUCUUGCUUCGCUGCACCAAUGAACAACCGAUCUCUUCUUCAAGUGGCUGUGGCGCGUGUCCCAAGAUGGAGAAGGGUCCCUGUGGAGGCGACAAAGAGGCAGCGGCCGGCAGCAGCAAUGCGCCAACUCCGGCGCAUACAAGCGGCGCUGCUUGCAAAGGCAAUGAGAGCCACGGUCAUCACAACCGUGAGCGUGGCGCUGGCGGCACCGUGA